Drosophila obscura is the source of this 3457-nucleotide messenger RNA. It is a transcript of the gene otp, whose product is annotated as homeobox protein orthopedia. The transcript has 9 exons. Gene Ontology annotation, biological process: regulation of DNA-templated transcription; neuron differentiation. Gene Ontology annotation, molecular function: DNA binding; DNA-binding transcription factor activity, RNA polymerase II-specific. The coding region runs from base 968 to 2257 and encodes 429 amino acids. Lineage: Eukaryota; Metazoa; Arthropoda; Insecta; Diptera; Drosophilidae. The record is from RefSeq and is a predicted model, not a curated record.
CAACCGAGUCCGCCUUGGCAGCGCUACGCGGUCGUUUCCGUUCAGCUCCGUUUCGUUACAUUCCGGCACGUCAACCACUACCACAACCGAAACCCAAACUCAAGCUCAGACUCAGACCCUUACUCAAAACCCGUCGCUAAACUUAACAGAAACUUUCCCCAGAUCGACAAUGAUUUACUGAGACCCAAAUACCACGAUUUAUAAAAGUGUAAAUGUGCGAAAAAUCAAAGAUGUUGACGGCAAAGAUUUUGAGCGCAAUCAAUUAAAACAAAACCGAAAAACAAGCGCAGUAGACCGCACCCGUAGAAGACAAGGAGGACGACGCAGGGUCCGCCUCUUGGACAGUGUCCUGCUGUCCUGCUGUCCGGCUGUCAGUUGGUCAAACUGUUCAUCAAUAAACGAUACAACUUCCGUUUCCUUGCGUGCUUUACCUGUGCAUGCCUUUCUCUGUGUGUAUGUGCGUGUGUUUGUGUGCGUGCCGAAGGAAACUUUCCAACUUCCGGCCAAGUGACUUCGAUUUAAUUUCUUUGGCUUUUUUAUGGUCAAGGCAUUUAAUUAAUUUUACUAUGGCAAUUUGAGCGUCUCUGCCGUCUGCUCUAGCCUGUUCUGGUCAGUCUCGAACUCUGAACUGAACUCUGACCCAUAACCCUCACACAUAAAAAGGCAGCAGCAGCAGAAGGCGACGGAGGAGGUCAAUCUCCACGUAGCCACACCCGUUUGGAAAUACAGCAGCCAGCCAUUGAAAUGUAAAUCGAACUGAAGAUGAAGGCGACCAUCAACGUACUGUGAUAGACGAGUAUACGAGCAGCAAAUCUCAGUGGGGAUUCUGCACCGAACACGAUUCUCGAUUCAAUCAAAUUGAAUUCGAAAUUGGACACUGAAGCGAUUGGAUCUUAACUAUUCAAGCGGGCUACUAGCAAAAGGCGACAAACUGUCGACUUUAUCCAUACGCAACUUCUCGGCAAACAUGCUGAACAAUCUUGGGGCCAAUGUGCUGGGUCCCAAGGAUUGUGAUCUGCCCAAGGCCGCACUGACGGCGCUGCACGCGGGCGUUAACAGCUUUGGACAGCUGCCCGGUGCUCCGAAUCUGGCCGAUCUCGGCGGUGCAGGUGGAGGCGGCGUUGGACUCCCUGUCGGAGGUGGCGUGGCGCGCCUACACAUUUCCGGCGGACUGUGCGACAACGCGAACAACAAUAGCAGCGGCGGCGGUGGCGGUGGCGGUGGUGGCAGCGGAAACACCAACAUGCAGCAACAGGAUCAGCUCCUGGACAAAAACAAACAGAAGAGACACCGCACGCGCUUCACCCCGGCCCAACUAAAUGAGCUGGAGCGGUGCUUCUCGAAGACCCACUACCCGGACAUCUUUAUGCGCGAGGAGAUCGCCAUGCGCAUCGGCCUCACCGAGUCCCGCGUCCAGGUCUGGUUCCAGAACCGACGCGCCAAGUGGAAGAAGCGCAAGAAGACCACCAAUGUCUUCCGCACCCCGGGCGCCCUGCUGCCCUCGCACGGACUCCCGCCCUUCGGGGCCAAUAUCACGAACAUCGCCAUGGGUGACGGCCUCUGUGGCACCGGAAUGUUUGGCGGCGACCGCUGGAGUGUGGGCGUUAAUCCCAUGACGGCAGGCUUUGGCCAGCUGAAUCAGUCGUCGCCGCUCUCUUCCUCGCUGAACAGCGGCCUCAACUCGGGCAUUAACAUGGGCUCCGCCCUGGGGGCGGGCAGCUAUCAGCACUACGGCCUCAAUGCUUUGGGUGACUCCAUGAUGUACCAGCACAGUGUGGGCGGGGUAGCCUGCGGGCCGAGCGGCUCCCCGAGCGCCACAACGCCGCCGAACAUGAACAGUUGCUCCUCGGUGACCCCACCGCCAAUCUCCACGCAGCCAAACGCCAGUCAGAACGAGCUGAGUGGCGAGCCCAUGCCGCUUCACCAGCAGCAACAGCAGCAGACUCACCAACAGCAGCAGCAGCAGCAGACUCACCAACAGCACCCACAACUGAAGUUACGGAAACUUUCACCACUUUUCCCACAGAUGGCUCCGCCGACGCCAUCGCAGCAGCAGCAACAGCAAGAAGGACUCCAUUGCCACCAGUCGAUGCAAUCGCCCACCGAUGGGGCCACCGACGAGGACGUGUGGCGAGGACACAGCAUUGCAGCGCUGCGGCGGCGAGCCUCGGAACUAAAUGCCACGGCCAUCCCAUCCUACUUGCACCAUGCCGCAGCCGCCCACAACAACUACGAGCACCACAAUUCGGUGUACUGAAAUUUGUUGAAAAGCUUCGAAAGCUUUUCGGAUUACGGUUUUACCAAUUGCGGCAACCACGACUUCUAGAACGGGCUCGAACCCCAAACAAUUUGACAGCCACUGGCAAUGGAUGCGAUGGAAGCGUUAUAAGAUAACCAAAACCCUACGUUUAGAGUAUUGUACAAUUUAUGUGCGUUUCGUUGUUUGUUUCCGAUUUCUUGGAUGACCGGAAAGGGAAAUCCCCAUGCCCAUACCCAUACCCUUAUCCAUACCCAUACACUCCCCCCGGAAAAGAGAGUGUAUCUUAGACUUAAAAGACUAUAAUGAAUGUAAACCAUGUAUACGAGAAACAAAACUUGAGAAGAGGCGGCAACCUAAGAGGAACCUAAGAGAGUUGUUGAAACCCCCACGAUAUACGAGUAUGUAGGUGGAAAGAAAAAUCAUCUACAUGCAUACACAUAAAUAAAUGAAUGUAUUCGAAAAUAGAGCCAUAAGCACACGCACACGCACAUCCAGACGGAAACUAUACCUAAUCGUAUUCCAGCAUAUACAAUAUAUCUAGACACUAAAUAUAACUAAAUAUUUACUGUACGAGUAUACGAAAAUUGUAAAAAUUAAAUUGCGGAAUGGAGAGCGAAGGGAGAGAGAGAGAGAAGAGCGAACAGUCGUCCCAUCUUCGAUGCGUCACGUCACAAUAAUUUUUCGGCAAAGGGAACUUCUCUCCAAGUUCUCCGCUUAGUUCGUACUUAUAUGUUUAAGCAUACUUAGCAUACUAGUAGGAGUGAGUGUAUGUAUGUAAGUAAGUAGUAGAUACAUACGUUUGUAAGUGUUGUUGUUUUUGUGUAUAGGCAGUGUUCCGUUCUGUUCUGUUCAGUUGCUAUCACUUGAUCUAACCAUACGAUACCAACAUAUGCAAUAUAAAAUGAAAUAAAAACCAAACAAACUAUAGGAAAAUACAUACGUCUGUUUGUGGCAAACAGACGCCACGCGACGCGUCGCGACUCGAUUCUGAAUCUGAAUGUACGAGUAUUUCAGAGUGCAUAAACAUUCAACGGAUUACGUUUACGAUUACCAAUUACAAAUUACAAAUACGACUAUACGACUACAAUUAUAUAUACGUGCAUACGAUUAUGGCAUACUUGUAAUAGACUUUCUUGUAUCGAAUAAGCCUAACUUUAAAUCCAACUAAAAACAAAAACAGAACAACAUUUAAUAUGU